AUGGCGCAGCAGCCCCUCCACAAGGCAAUCUGCCACGUCGACCUGGAUGCCUUCUACGCUCAGGUGGAGGUGAAGCAGCACCCAGAGCUGCGGGGGCAGCCAGUGGGGGUGGUGCAGUACAACCCGUACGGCUUACUAGAGACGCGGGGCCCUGCCGAGAAUCGGGUCAUGAACAGCAGCAACGGCUCGCUCAUUGCCGUCAGGCGCGCUGCGCCGCGCCGCGCCGCGCCGCCUGUGUUGCUCUACGAGGCGCGGGCCGCAGGCGUGAAGCGCAACAUGCGAGGCGACCAGGCCCGCGCCGCCUGCCCCACCAUCCAGCUCGUGCCCACCGCGCACGGCAAGGCCGACCUGACGCUGUACCGCGGCGAGGGGAAGAAAGUGCAGGACAUUCUGUCCCGCCUGGCCACGACAGAGCGGGCCUCCAUCGAUGAGUGUUACUUAGACCUUACGGACGAAGCGCAGCGGCGUCUGGCAGCCUGCGGCGGCAUGCCUCCCCUGCCGCCCAGCGCAGAGCAGGUGCACGUGAUGCAGGAGGGCGGAUUUGUGGGCGCGGCCGCCUGGUGGCAGCGCCCGCCCCACCACUGGCUGCCGGGCGAGCGGCUGCUGGCCUGCGCGGCGGCGGCGGCGGCGGAGCUGCGGGCGGCUGUGAGGGCGGAGCUUGGCUACUCCUGCUCCGCGGGGGUGGCCCACUCCAAGCUGAUGGCAAAGCUGUGCAGUGGCCUGCACAAGCCCGCGCAGCAGACGGUGCUGCCGGCCUCUGCGGUGGCCGCGCUGCUGGGCCAGCUGCCCAUACCCAAGCUCAAGGGCCUCGGUGGAAAGCUCGGGGAGCGGGUCAUGUCUGAGCUGGGUGUGGAGACGGUGGGCCAGCUGGCGGCGGUACCGCUGUCCCGCCUGGAGGCGGCGUUUGGCGAAAAGGAGGCGCAGUGGCUGGCGGCGCUGGCUCGCGGCGCGACGGACGACAAGGUGGAGGAGCGGCGCCUGGCCAAGUCGGUGGGCUGCGGCAAGACCUUCCGCGGCAGGCAGGCGCUGCGUGACCUGGCCGCCGUGCACAAGUGGCUGCUGGAGCUGGGCGGCGAGCUGGCUGAGCGGCUGCAGGAGGAUCUGCAGGAGAACAGCCGAGAGGCCAAGCUGCUCACCGUCUCCUUUGCUCCGCAGCUGCCCUGGGUGGCCACGCAGCAGCCCGGUGGCACGGCGCUGUUCCAUGCGGCGCCAGGCUACCACGCCACCACCCGCUCCUGCCCGCUGCGCAAGGCGACCGCCGAGGCGAUCGCCGAGGACGCUCUGGCGCUCAUCAAGCGCUGGGCUGCGGAGCAGGGGCAGGGCUGGAGCCUCAGCACCAUGGACGUCGCGGCCAGCAACUUUGUGGCGGUGCAGAGCGCGGCCAGCGCCAUCACCCGGUUCUUCAAGCCGACAGCGGCGGCAGCAGCGGCAGCGGCGGGAGCUGGCGAAAACUCCCCUGCUGCGGCACCAGCGGCUGCGGCUGUAUCUGAAGCGCCAUCGGGCACAUCGCCAGGCGCUGGGCUGGGUGUGCAGCAGACGGCGGCGGCAGGAGCAGCCCCGCAGGAGCAGCUGCACGAGCAGCGGGCAGGCCUCUGGCGAGAGCAGCAGCAGGGAGGGCCGGGGCAGCGUGCUGUGGAGCGGUCGCCGCAGCCGCUGCCGCCAUCCAUGCCGCAGCGAGGGGUGCAGCUGUGGCCGGAUGACGGCCCCAGCGGCAGCGGCAGUCGCAUCGCCGGCGACACGGGCGGGCUUAGCCCCUCGGCUGCAGGGCCCAGCUCUGCCGCUGGAGGCGCAGCUGCAGGCGGGGUGCACCCGCAGCAGCGCCGCCUGUCGCCGCAGCAGCGGCAGCCGCAGCAGGCACAGCAGCCGCAGCAGGCACAGCAGACACAGCAGGCGCAGCAGCUGGAUGAGACGGUGCUGGCGGAGCUGCCUCCAGAGCUGCAGCGGGAGAUCCGUUCAGAGCUGAAGAUACAGCAGAUGGUGACACACAUGGAGCACCGCAAGCAGCGUCCUGUAGGCGGCGGCUGCGGCGGCGGCCGCGGCAGCAGCGCGCGCAGCCGCGGGGCGGUCAAGCGGUCGGCCGGAGGUGGCACCAGCGCCAGCACGCCGCCGGCCGGGAACCAGAGCAUCGUGGCGUUCCUGAAGGGCAAGAGGGCCAAGCGCUGA
This is a messenger RNA of Chlorella variabilis, 2163 nucleotides long. RefSeq lists its product as hypothetical. Gene Ontology annotation, molecular function: damaged DNA binding; DNA-directed DNA polymerase activity. Gene Ontology annotation, biological process: error-prone translesion synthesis; response to radiation. Gene Ontology annotation, cellular component: nucleus; replication fork; site of double-strand break. The record is from RefSeq and is a predicted model, not a curated record. Lineage: Eukaryota; Viridiplantae; Chlorophyta; Trebouxiophyceae; Chlorellales; Chlorellaceae. Bases 1 to 2163 code for a protein of 720 amino acids. The transcript is spliced from 11 exons.